Monoraphidium neglectum is the source of this 1311-nucleotide messenger RNA. RefSeq lists its product as hypothetical. The record is from RefSeq and is a predicted model, not a curated record. Lineage: Eukaryota; Viridiplantae; Chlorophyta; Chlorophyceae; Sphaeropleales; Selenastraceae. Bases 1 to 1311 code for a protein of 436 amino acids. The transcript is spliced from 3 exons.
AUGGCGCACGGGCUGCGGCAGGCGGCGCCGGCGGGCGGCGGCGGCGGCUGGGGCAUCGCCGGCUGGCUGUCCUCGCGGCGGGUGACGCCGUUUGCGGUCCUCCUAGCCCUUGAAGCCGGCGCCAAGGGCGCGCCGCGGGCCCUGCUGGGAGCGGAGGGCAUCGCCUCCAUGGCCGCCGCCCGCGCCGCCGGUGACGCCGCGCGCCUCGACUUGUGGGUCCGCGCGUCCCUGAACGAGCAGCUGCUCGGCAGCCGCCUGGCCGCGCUGGCUGGCGGCGGCGGCGUGGACGGCGGCGGCGGAGGCGGCGGCGGCGGCGCGCCUGCGCUGCGUGCGUGGUACGAGCCGGGGGCGGCGCUGCUGCAGCCGCGGGCGGCGGCGGUUGUGGAGCCGGCGGCGGCUGCGGGGCGGCAGCCGCAACAGCAGCAGCAGCAGGAGCAGGAGCAGGAGCAGCAGCAGCAGCAGCAGCAGCAGGGCGGGGAGCUUCAGGCAUUACUCGAGGCGCUGCGGCAGCUGGACAGGCACCGCUUCGCCUUGCGAGUGGAUGCUGCCGGCCCGGCAGCCUCUGCCGCCACCGAAGCUGCCCCUGCAGCCGUGGCCAACGGGACCGCGGCGGUGUCCAGUGGCGGCGGCUGCGGCGGCGCCCUGUCCACCUUCCAGUGGCCGUCGGCCGUGCAGCCCGCAGGCCGGCGCCGCGUGCCCGCGAUCGCGGACGGCGCGGGCCCGGGCGCGGCCGGCCGCGCGCCGGGGGAGGAGGAUGAGUCAAGCGACGCGCUGUCGCCGCUGUCGACUUCGGACGACGCGGGCGGCCCUGAUUGGUGGACCGGCGGGCCGCUGCCGUGGCAUCAGAUGAUGAAGGACAGCCUAGCCUCCCAAGGCAGUGGCGGCACCGGCGUCAGCGGCGGCGACGGCGCAGGCGGCGGCGGCGGCGGCGCGGCGAUUGAGAGCGGGGCGCGUGCCGGCUCGUCGGCGUCGGCGCAGCUGCAGCUGCAGCUCGAGGCCGCGCUCGCGGCGCCGGUGCCGGCACUGCUGCAGCGGCGACGCAGCCUGCAAGGAGCAGCCUCGCUCGUGACGGCGCGCUCUACUGGAAGCCUGAGGGACAAGGCCGGCAGCCCAGAAUUCGCCGAGGCCCUCGCCGCCGCCGCGCGCCGCACGGGCGCCGGCCCCUCGCCCCUCGCGCCCGGCGGCGCCGGGGUCGUGGUAACGGGGGCGGCGGGCCUGGGGCCGGGGGUGGGGCGGCACAGGCACAAGCGCAGCAGCAGCUUCAACGAUUUGGCAGAGUUGCAGGCCCAGGUUGCGGCGGGGCAGCGGUGA